Bufo bufo (common toad) is the source of this 8182-nucleotide messenger RNA. RefSeq lists its product as uncharacterized. Lineage: Eukaryota; Metazoa; Chordata; Amphibia; Anura; Bufonidae. The transcript is spliced from 10 exons. The record is from RefSeq and is a predicted model, not a curated record. Gene Ontology annotation, biological process: negative regulation of transcription by RNA polymerase II; regulation of cytokine production; regulation of immune system process.
CCUCUGUAUUCCCAGGACUGUCCAGAGGAGAAGGUCCCAGAGAAUCCUCAGAUGACAAAUCAGGGUGAAGAUCUGACUGAUAUUAAAGUGGAGGAUGAAGAAGAGAGGAUGAUGGGAGAUCCCCCGUGUAAAAAUGAGGUGGAGGAGGACAUUCUAGGAGAUGUCACCACAGAGAAUUCCAGUAAAAUUAUUAAGGACAAAGCUAUAUUAUCACUAAAUUAUAAAGAAGAAGCUGAAGAUGUCCUGCAGCGCUCCUCGGGAGAAAACCUCAUUACACUUAAUGUACACCCAGGACUUCAAAGUACACUUCCAUUAUAUAAUCCCCCUAAUCAUGAGGAACCUUCUCUUGACCAAUUACAGAUUGUUGCAAAAAAUACAGGUCAGAAAGGGGAUAAAAGGCUUCAGGGUAGUGAAGAUUCUACAGAACAAUCAAGACUUUCUACACACAAAAGAAUUUACUCAGAAGAGCAGCCAUACUCUUGUUUAGAAUGUGGGAAAUGCUUUACAAGUAAAUCAGAUUUAGUUAAACAUGAAAACAUUCACACAGAAGAGAAGCCAUAUUCAUGUUCAGAAUGUGGGAAAUAUUUUACAGAUAAAUCCAGUCUUGUUAGACAUAAAAGAAUUCACACAGGAGAGAAGCCACAUUCAUGUUCAGAAUGUGGGAAAUGUUUUACAUAUAAAUCAGUUCUUGUUAAACAUGAGAGAAUUCACACAGGAGAGAAACUAUAUUCAUGUUCAGAAUGUGGGAAAUGUUUUACAUAUAAAUCAGUUCUUGUUAAACAUGAGAAAAUUCACACAGAAGAGAAGCCAUAUUCAUGUUCAGAAUGUGGGAAAUGUUUUAAAGAUAAAUCCAGUCUUGUUAGACAUGAAAGAAUUCACACAGGAGAGAAGCCAUAUUCAUGUUCAGAGUGUGGAAAAUGUUUUGGACAGAAAUCAUCUCUUGUUACACAUGAGAGAAGUCACACAGGAGAGAAGUCAUAUUCAUGUUCAGAAUGUGGGAAAUGUUUUACAAAUAAAACAAAUCUUGUUAUACAUAGGAGAAGUCACACAGGAGAGAAACCAUAUUCAUGUUCAGAAUGUGAGAACUGUUUUACAUAUAAAUCAGAUCUUGUUAAACAUGGGAGAAUUCACACAGGAGAGAAGCCAUAUUCAUGUUUAGAAUGUGGGAAAUGUUUUAGAAAGAGAUCACAUCUUGUUGUACAUGAAAGAAAUCACACAGGAGAGAAGCCAUAUUCAUGUUCAAUAUGUGGGAAAUGUUUUACACAAAAAUCAAAUCUUGUGGAACAUGACAGAAUUCACACAGGAGAGAAACCAUAUGCAUGUUUAGAAUGUGGGAAAUGUUUUAGAAUGAGAUCAUAUCUUGUUCUACAUGAGAGAAUUCACACAGGUGCAAAGCCAUAUUCAUGUUCAGAAUGUGAGAAAUGUUUCACAAAUAAUUCCAGUCUUGUUAAACAUAAGAGAAUUCACACCGGAGAGAAGCCUUAUUCAUGUCCUGAAUGUGGGAAAUGCUUUACAAGUAAAUCAGAUUUAGUUAAACACGAGAAAAUUCACACAGAAGAGAAUCCAUAUUCAUGUUCAGAAUGUGGGAAAUGUUUUGCAGAUAAAUCCAGUCUUGUUAGACAUGAAAGAAUUCACACAGGAGAGAAGCCACAUUCAUGUUCAGAAUGUGGGCAAUGUUUUACAUAUAAAUCAGUUCUUGUUAAACAUAAGAGAAUUCACACAGGAGAGAAACUAUAUUCAUGUUCAGAAUGUGGGAAAUGUUUUACAUAUAAAUCAGUUCUUGUUAAACAUGAGAGAAUUCACACAGAAGAGAAGCCAUAUUCAUGUUUAGAAUGUGGGAAAUGUUUUACAUAUAAAUCAGUUCUUGUUAAACAUGAGAGAAUUCACACAGGAGAGAAGCCGUAUUCAUGUUCAGAGUGUGGAAAAUGUUUUAGACAGAAAUCAUCUCUUGUUAUACAUGAGAGAAGUCACACAGGAGAGAAGCCAUAUUCAUGUUCAGAAUGUGGGAAAUGUUUUACAAAAAAAUCGAGUCUUGUUCAACAUAAGAGAAUUCACACAGGAGAGAAACCUUAUUCGUGUUCAGAAUGUGGUAAAUGUUUUACAGAUAAAUCAAAUCUUGUUAGACAUAGGACUAGUCACACAGGAGAGAAGCCAUAUUCAUGUUCAGAAUGUGGGAAAUGUUUUACACAAAAAACAGAUCUUGAUAGACAUGAGAGAAGUCACACAGGAGAGAAGCCAUAUUCAUGUUCAGAAUGUGGGAAAUGUUUUACAAAGAGACAAUAUCUUGUUACACAUGAGAGAAGUCACACAGGAGAGAAGCCAUAUUCCUGUUCAGAAUGUGGGAAAUGUUUUACAAAAACAUCAUAUCUUAUUCAGCAUAAGAGAAUUCACACAGGAGAGAAACCAUAUUCGUGUUCAGAAUGUGGGAAAUGUUUUACAGAUAAAUCAAAUCUUGUUAGACAUAGGACUAGUCACACAGGAGAGAAGCCAUAUUCAUGUUCAGAAUGUGGGAAAUGUUUUACACAAAAAACAGAUCUUGAUAGACAUGAGAGAAGUCACACAGGAGAGAAGCCAUAUUCAUGUUCAGAAUGUGGGAAAUGUUUUACAAAGAGACAAUAUCUUGUUACACAUGAGAGAAGUCACACAGGAGAGAAGCCAUAUUCCUGUUCAGAAUGUGGGAAAUGUUUUACAAAAACAUCAUAUCUUAUUCAGCAUAAGAGAAUUCACACAGGAGAGAAACCAUAUUCGUGUUCAGAAUGUGGGAAAUGUUUUACAGAUAAAUCAAAUCUUGUUAGACAUAGGACUAGUCACACAGGAGAGAAGCCAUAUUCAUGUUCAGAAUGUGGGAAAUGUUUUACACAAAAAACAGAUCUUGUUAUACAUGAGAGAAGUCACACAGGAGAGAAGCCAUAUUCAUGUUCAGAAUGUGGGAAAUGUUUUACAAAGAGAUCAUAUCUUGUUACACAUGAGAGAAGUCACACAGGAGAGAAGCCAUAUUCAUGUUCAGAAUGUGGGAAAUGUUUUACAAAGAGACAAUAUCUUGUUACACAUGAGAGAAGUCACACAGGAGAGAAGCCAUAUUCCUGUUCAGAAUGUGGGAAAUGUUUUACAAAUAGACAAUAUCUUGUUACACAUGAGAGAAGUCACACAGGAGAGAACCCAUAUUCAUGUUCAGAAUGUGGGAAAUGUUUUACAAAAACAUCAAAUCUUAUUCAGCAUAAGAGAAUUCACACAGGAGAGAAACCAUAUUCGUGUUCAGAAUGUGGGAAAUGUUUUACAGAUAAAUCAAAUCUUGUUAGACAUAGGACUAGUCACACAGGAGAGAAGCCAUAUUCAUGUUCAGAAUGUGGGAAAUGUUUUACACAAAAAACAGAUCUUGUUACACAUGAGAGAAGUCACACAGGAGAGAAGCCAUAUUCAUGUUCAGAAUGUGGGAAAUGUUUUACAAAGAGAUCAUAUCUUGUUACACAUGAGAGAAGUCACACAGGAGAGAAGCCAUAUUCAUGUUCAGAAUGUGAGAAAUGUUUUACAAAGAGAUCAUAUCUUGUUACACAUGAGAGAAGUCACACAGGAGAGAAGCCAUAUUCAUGUUCAGAAUAAUGUGGGAAAUGUUUUACAAAAACAUCAUAUCUUAUUCAACAUAAGAGAAUUCACACAGGAGAGAAACCAUAUUCGUGUUCAGAAUGUGGUAAAUGUUUUACAGAUAAAUCAAAUCUUGUUAGACAUAGGACUAGUCACACAGGAGAGAAGCCAUAUUCAUGUUCAGAAUGUGGGAAAUGUUUUACAAAAAAAACAGAUCUUGUUAUACAUGAGAGAAGUCACACAGGAGAGAAGCCAUAUUCAUGUUCAGAAUGUGGGAAAUGUUUUACAAAGAAAACAGAUCUUGUUAUACAUGAGAGAAGUCACACAGGAGAGAAGCCAUAUUCAUGUUCAGAAUGUGGGAAAUGUUUUACAAAUAGACAAUAUCUUGUUACACAUGAGAGAAGUCACACAGGAGAGAAGCCAUAUUCCUGUUCAGAAUGUGGGAAAUGUUUUACAAAAAAAUCACAUCUUAUUCAGCAUAAGAGAAUUCACACAGGAGAGAAACCAUAUUCGUGCUCAGAAUGUGGUAAAUGUUUUACAGAUAAAUCAAAUCUUGUUAGACAUAGGACUAGUCACACAGGAGAGAAGCCAUAUUUAUGUUCAGAAUGUGGGAAAUGUUUUACCAAAAAAACAGAUCUUGUUAUACAUGAGAGAAAUCACACAGGAGAGAAGCCAUAUUCAUGUUCAGAAUGUGGGAAAUGUUUUACAAAGAGACAAUAUCUUGUUACACAUGAGAGAAGUCACACAGGAGAGAAGCCAUAUUCCUGUUCAGAAUGUGGGAAAUGUUUUACAAAAAAUUCAUAUCUUAUUCAGCAUAAGAGAAUUCACACAGGAGAGAAACCAUAUUCGUGUACAGAAUGUGGGAAAUGUUUUACAGAUAAAUCAAAUCUUGUUAGACAUAGGACUAGUCACACAGGAGAGAAGCCAUAUUCAUGUUCAGAAUGUGGGAAAUGUUUUACACAAAAAGCAGAUCUCGUUAUACAUGAGAGAAGUCACACAGGAGAGAAGCCAUAUUCAUGUUCAGAAUGUGGGAAAUGUUUUACAAAGAGAUUCCAUCUUGUUACACAUGAGAGAAGUCACACAGGAGAGAAGCCAUAUUCAUGUUCAGAAUGUGGGAAAUGUUUUACAAAGAGAUCAUAUCUUGUUACACAUGAGAGAAAUCACACAGGAGAGAAGCCAUAUUCAUGUUCAGAAUGUGGGAAAUGUUUUACAAAGAGAUCAUAUCUUGUUACACAUGAGAGAAGUCACACAGGAGAGAAGCCAUAUUCCUGUUCAGAAUGUGGGAAAUGUUUUACAAAUAGACAAUAUCUUGUUACACAUGAGAGAAGUCACACAGGAGAGAACCCAUAUUCAUGUUCAGAAUGUGGGAAAUGUUUUACAAAAACAUCAAAUCUUAUUCAGCAUAAGAGAAUUCACACAGGAGAGAAACCAUAUUCGUGUUCAGAAUGUGGGAAAUGUUUUACAAAGAGAUCAAAUCUUGUUGUACAUAAGAGAGGUCACACAGGAGAAAAGCCAUAUUCAUGUUCAGAAUGUGGGAAUUGUUUUACACAUAAAUCAUAUCUUAUUCAGCAUAAGAGAAGUCACACAGGAGAGAAACCAUAUUCAUGUUCAGAAUGUGGGAAAUGUUUUACAAAGAAACAAUAUCUUGUUACACAUGAAAGAAGUCACACAGGAGAGAAGCCAUAUUCCUGUUCAGAAUGUGGGAAAUGUUUUACAAAGAGACAAUAUCUUGUUACACAUGAAAGAAGUCACACAGGAGAGAAGCCAUAUUCCUGUUCAGAAUGUGGGAAAUGUUUUACAAAAACAUCAAAUCUUAUUCAGCAUAAGAGAAUUCACACAGGAGAGAAACCAUAUUCGUGUUCAGAAUGUGGGAAAUGUUUUACAGAUAAAUCAAAUCUUGUUAGACAUAGGACUAGUCACACAGGAGAGAAGCCAUAUUCAUGUUCAGAAUGUGGGAAAUGUUUUACACAAAAAACAGAUCUUGUUAUACAUGAGAGAAGUCACACAGGAGAGAACCCAUAUUCAUGUUCAGAAUGUGGGAAAUGUUUUUCAAAAACAUCAAAUCUUAUUCAGCAUAAGAGAAUUCACACAGGAGAGAAACCAUAUUCGUGUUCAGAAUGUGGGAAAUGUUUUACAGAUAAAUCAAAUCUUGUUAGACAUGGGACUAGUCACACAGGAGAGAAGCCAUAUUCAUGUUCAGAAUGUGGGAAAUGUUUUAGACAAAAAACUGAUCUUGUUACACAUGAGAGAAAUCACACAGGAGAGAAGCCAUAUUCAUGUUCAGAAUGUGGGAAAUGUUUUACAAAGAGAUCAUAUCUUGUUACACAUGAGAGAAGUCACACAGGAGAGAAGCCAUAUUCAUGUUCAGAAUGUGGGAAAUGUUUUACAAAGAGAUCAAAUCUUGUUACACAUGAGAGAAUUCACACAGGAGAGAAGCCAUAUUCAUGUUCAGAAUGUGGGAAAUGUUUUACAAAGAGAUCAAAUCUUGUUACACAUGAGAGAAUUCACACAGGAGAAAAGCCAUAUUCAUGUUCAGAAUGUGGGAAUUGUUUUACACAUAAAUCAUGUCUUGUUAGACAUCAGAGAAGUCACACAGGAGAGAAGCCAUUCUCCUGUUUAGAAUGUGGGAAAUGUUUUACAAAAACAUCAUAUCUUAUUCAACAUAAGAGAAUUCACACAGGAGAGAAGCCAUAUUCAUGUUCAGAAUGUGGGAAAUGUUUUACACAAAAAACAGAUCUUGUUAUACAUGAGAGAAGUCACACAGGAGAGAAGCCAUAUUCAUGUUCAGAAUGUGGGAAAUGUUUUACAAAGAGAUCACAUCUUGUUACACAUGAGAGAAGUCACACAGGAGAGAAGCCAUAUUCAUGUUCAGAAUGUGGGAAAUGUUUUACACAAAAAUCAGAUCUUGUUAGACAUGAUAGAUGUCACACAGGAGAGAAACCAUAUUCCUGUUCAGAAUGUGGGAAAUGUUUUACACAAAAAUCUGAUCUUGUUAGACAUGAGCGAAAUCACACAGGAGAGAAGCCAUAUUCAUGUUCAGAAUGUGGGAAAUGUUUUAGAGAUAACUCAAAUCUUGUUAGACAUAGGACUAGUCACACAGGAGAGAAGCCAUAUUCCUGUUCAGAAUGUGGGAAAUGUUUUACACAAAAAUCAGAUCUUGUUAGACAUGAGCGAAAUCACACAGGAGAGAAGCCAUACUCCUGUUUAGAAUGUGGGAAAUGUUUUACAAAAAAAUCAUGUCUUGUUAAACAUAAUAGAUGUCAUACAGGAGAAAAGCCGUAUUCGUGUUUAGAAUGUGGGAAAUGUUUUAAAGUUAAAUCAAGUCUUGUUCAACAUAAGAGAAUUCACACAGGAGAGAAACCAUAUUCGUGUUCAGAAUGUGGGAAAUGUUUUUCAGAUAAAUCAAAUCUUGUUAGACAUAGGAUUAGUCACACAGGAGAGACACCAUAUUCAUGUUCAGAAUGUGGGAAAUGUUUCACAGAUAAAUCAAAUCUUGUUAAACAUAAGAGAAUUCACACAUGAGAGAAGUCAUAUUCCUGUUCAGAAUGUGGGAACUGUUUUGCAUAUAAAUCACAUCUUAUUGAACAUUGGAAAAGUCACACAGGAGAGAAGCCAUUUUCAUGUACAGAAUGUGGGAAAUGUUUUACAAAGAGAUCAUAUCUGGUUACACAUGAGAGAAAUCACACAGGAGAGAAGCCAUAUUCAUGUUCAGAAUGUGGGAAAUGUUUUAGAGAUAACUCAAAUCUUGUUAGACAUAGGACUAGUCACACAGGAGAGAAGCCAUAUUCCUGUUCAGAAUGUGGGAAAUGUUUUACACAAAAAUCAGAUCUUGUUAGACAUGAGCGAAAUCACACAGGAGAGAAGCCAUACUCCUGUUUAGAAUGUGGGAAAUGUUUUACAAAAAAAUCAUGUCUUGUUAAACAUAAUAGAUGUCAUACAGGAGAAAAGCCGUAUUCGUGUUUAGAAUGUGGGAAAUGUUUUAAAGUUAAAUCAAGUCUUGUUCAACAUAAGAGAAUUCACACAGGAGAGAAACCAUAUUCGUGUUCAGAAUGUGGGAAAUGUUUUUCAGAUAAAUCAAAUCUUGUUAGACAUAGGAUUAGUCACACAGGAGAGACACCAUAUUCAUGUUCAGAAUGUGGGAAAUGUUUCACAGAUAAAUCAAAUCUUGUUAAACAUAAGAGAAUUCACACAGGAGAGAAGCCAUUUUCAUGUACAGAAUGUGGGAAAUGUUUUACAAAGAGAUCAUAUCUUGUUACACAUGAGAGAAAUCACACAGGAGAGAAGCCAUAUUCAUGUUCAGAAUGUGGAAAAUGUUUUAUAGAUAAGUCAAGUCUUGUUAUACAUGAUAGAACUCACACAAAAAAGAAACCAUAUUUGUGUUCAGAAUGUGGGAAAUGUUUUACAAAGAGAUCAAAUCUUGUUGUACAUGAGAGAAGUCACACAGGAGAGAAGCCAUAUUCAUGUUUAGAAUGUGAGAAAUGUUUUACACAUAAAUCAUGUCUUGUUAGACAUCAGAGAAGUCACACAGGGGAGAAGCCAUUUUGAUAUUUUUUUUAAUGUUUUGUAAGAAGGAACAAAAAUUCUUAAACUUAGCAGAUCA